AGCGAAACGAACGGCGACAGAGAAUGGAACUGGUGAGAGUCAGGUUCCCGGGAAGGCGAUAAACAGGCCAGUCGCAUGUGAGCACAGGGAGUCGACAAGAGAAACCACUACGACACCCUCCCUCCCCCGUCUUUUCAGGUACACGAGAAGAAAGACAACGAACGCAAAAGCCUCCAGCUGUUCUCUCCCGCCCUCUUGUCUCUUCCUUAUCUUCUCUCACCAUGGAUUCCUUGCAUGCUAGCUCUGCUCUUUCUUCUUCUUCCCCUUCUUCUUCCUCUUCUUCCUCCUCUUCUUCUUCCUCUUCUUCUUCCUCUUCUUCUUCCUCUUCUUCUUCCUCUUCUCCCUUUCCCGCUUCUUCCUCUUCCUCCUCUUCCUCCUCUUCUUCUUCCUCUGGUUUCUCUUCUUCUUCUUCCGCCUCUUCUUCGUUCUCUUCCGCGUCUUCUGUCCGUUUCUCGCCUUCGCGUUGCCAGUUCUGCGGGUCUCCGCGAGUCAGUUUGCUGCGCGUGGCGUCUCGACUGCGCAGUUGCCGAGCAUGUUUCGUGCGAGCCUUCGAGGACGACGUCUCGGCCUUUAUUCGGCGCUUUUCUCUCUUCCAACGGGGCCAGAAAGUUGCAGUCUGCGUAUCGGGUGGGAAGGACUCUGCGGUGCUGCUCCACGUCCUCCACACGCUGAAUGCGCGGGAGGAUCUUGGCCUCUCUCUCCACCUGCUCGCAGUCGACGAAGGCAUCAAGGGGUACAGAGACCAUGCGCUCGCAGCUGUGAGGCGAAACAGCGAGGUCUACAACUUGCCUCUCCACGUCGUCUCCUACGCCUCUCUCUAUCACGGGUGGACGAUGGACAGAAUUGCCCAGCAGGCACUGCUAGGAAAGGACGGAGAGCCUCCCGUGUCGCGCGAAGCCGCUGAAGCGCCUUCCUCCUCGUCUCCAUCCUCUGCGAGCUCGGGAGCGCCGGAACGCCCAGCCGCUUCGUGCUGCUCGUCUCUGUCCCCUGCGACACAAUCAUGCGGGUGCAGCAGCAGCGGUGGCGCAUCGGUCGGUCCAGGCGAGUCUGCGGAGGCGGCGAGGCCGGGCCGCGCAGAGAAGAAGCGCGAGACGCAGGCAGGGCGCAGCGACGACUUCACCCACAGCUGCACGUUCUGCGGCAUUUUUCGGCGGCAGGCCUUCGAACGCGGUGCGCAAGACAUCGGCGCCGACGUCCUCUGCACAGGCCACAACGCAGACGACGGAGCAGAGACGUUUCUGAUGAAUAUUUUGCGAGGCGACAUGCAGCGGCUGCCUGUCUCGGGCGCGCCGCUCACGGGCUCGCGCGAGGGGCCGAGUGUGAUGCGCGUGAAGCCUCUGCUCGCCUCGUACCAGCGAGAAGUAGUGCUGUACGCCCACUUCAAUCGGCUCGACUACUUCGCAACGGAGUGUACGUACAGCGGAGCCGCCUACCGUGGACUCGUGCGCAACUUCCUGUCCUCGCUCCAGGACAACCAACAUCAGCAACGCGUUCUCGACCUCCUGCAUGCGGCGCGGAAGCUGUGGGUGCCUUCACGUGUGUCCUCCGAGGCUGCAAAGGACGCGGGGGACUCUGAGGCUCGGCGAGAAGGUCGAAGCGGAGACUCAGACAUGGCGGGGAGAACCCAGAGCGUCAGAAGAAAGGGGGGCGGAGAAGAAGCCGCAGGCACAGAAGUCGACGUUUUUCUGAGAGAAACCCACGAGAACGCAUUUCGGGAAUGCACAGCAACUGCCGCAACACACGACGCACUCCAGGCUUCCUCGUUGUCCCCUGCCUCGGCUUAUAAACGGGAAACCGAGGCGGCUACCGCUUCCUCACUCGGCGGAGAUCUGUCGGUACCCUCAAACGCGUCUUCUGCGUCGUUUCGUCUCUCAAACGCAGGAUGCGGAGAUGGAGGCGAAGGAGGCCUGGAGAAGAACGAGAGUGGCACGGGGCCUGCUAGGAACGGACAGUUACGCCCCUGCGUGCUCUGCGGCUUCCUCACGAAGAACGAUUUGUGUCGUGCAUGCGCGCUGGUCCAGGCCCUCAACGAAAACAAGCUGGACUUUGUGGGCAUGAAUGCACGGAAAGGAAACAAAUUGAUGCGUGGAAACGAGCGGGGGAACCACGAGAAAGGCAAAGCGAGUCUCUGCUCAGAGAGGAGAGACAGCAUCAAACCUGCAGUCGUCAGAAAAGAAAACACAAGACCCUCAGACCUAGCCUCGCAAACGCCUGGUUUGCGGGGAUCUUUAGCAUGGUGACCUGGACGUAAACGACAGUGGUAGGAUCUUUAAACGGGUGAGAUUUCGUCUGCUGUCGAUUCUCAUGUCCUCGUACGUUUCAUUAUGGGGGUGGUAUUGUACGCACGCAAUGAGGCACACUCAAGUGUCCUCGCGAACAGUCAGACAGAAAAAGGGUCCAUUCCGUUUGCAUGUGUCUACAUUCUUGUUGAGGCCUACACAUGUAUACCCAUGUGGACAUAUAUGUUUACAUAUAUAUAUAUAUAUAUAU
Molecule: messenger RNA, 2490 nt
Organism: Toxoplasma gondii ME49
Lineage: Eukaryota; Apicomplexa; Conoidasida; Eucoccidiorida; Sarcocystidae
Product: PP-loop family protein
Exons: 1
Coding region: 222-2240 (672 amino acids)
Biological process (GO): tRNA wobble position uridine thiolation
Cellular component (GO): mitochondrion; cytosolic tRNA wobble base thiouridylase complex
Molecular function (GO): tRNA binding
Source: RefSeq, a predicted model, not a curated record